GUCUCUUUUUGAUCUCGUGUGUUUGUGUGUAUCUCUCUCUCUCCAAUCGUCCCAUCGCCAUGACCUCCUCGUCGUCCCCCGUCCCCGCCUCGAUCCUCAUCGUCGGCUCCGGCGUCUUCGGCCUCACGACCGCCUACUCGCUGGCGCGCAACCCGGCCUACAGCAAGACGACCAUCACCGUCGUCGACCGGCAGGGCUUCCCCUCGCCCGACGCCUCCAGUAUCGACACGUCCCGCAUCAUCCGCCCCGACUACGCCGACCCCGCCUACGCCGCCCUCGCCUACGAGGCCCAGGACCUCUGGCGCGGGGCCUGGGGCGCCGACGGCCGGUACACCGAGACGGGGCUGUGCUUGACCGCGGAGCCCGGCUGCGCCGACUACGUCAACAAGUCGCUGGAGAACGUGCGCGCGCUCGAAGCCGUGCGGGAAGAGGUGCUGCGCGCAACGGCGCAGACGGCCAACACGGCGGUCCAGCGCGACAACGACGCGCAGCCCGCCCGCCCCGCGCUGCAGGAACUGCGCUCUGCCGCCGAGAUAUCGCGGAUCCACACAUUUGGCGGGACGAACGGGUCCGUGGGCUACGUGAACUGGACGUCCGGAUGGGCGGACCCGGAGGCGAGCAUGGCCCACCUGCAGGCCCUGGUCGCAGCGACAGGGCGCGUGGCGUUCGUGCGCGCAACCGUGACGCGGCUGCUGUUCGCGCACGCAGAGACGACGGUCCCGUCGGCGCAGAGCUCGCGCGUGCUCGGCGCCGCGCUGGACGACGGCCGCGAGCUGCGCGCCGAGGUGACGGUCGUUGCGGCCGGCGCGUGGAGCGGCGCGCUGCUGGACCUGCGCGGCAUCGUGGAGGCGACGGGGCAGGCGCUGGCGUACGUCGACAUUUCGGCCGACGAGCAAGCCGCCCUGGGCAAGAACCCCACCGUCCUCAAUCUCGCCACCGGCAUGUUCGUCAUCCCGCCCUCGCGCCGCCUGCUCAAGCUCGCGCGCCACGGCCACGGCUACUCCCACUACGUCAACAUCGCGCACCCAGAGCUGCCCGCGAGCGCAAACGAGACGAUCUCGGUUUCGCUGCCGCGCACGCACGCGACCUCCCCCGCACUGCCCGCCCACCUGCCCGCCGAGGCAGAGGCCGCGCUGCGCAAACUCUGCCAGGACCUCGUGCCCAGCUGCGCGGCGCGCCCGUUCCGCAGCACGCGCCUGUGCUACUACGCCGACACGCGCGACGGUGACUUCCUCAUCACGCACCACCCAGCGUACGGGCGGAGUUUGUUCGUCGCGACGGGCGGGUCCGGGCACGGCUUCAAGUUCCUGCCCGUUAUCGGUGAUCGCAUCGUCCAGUGCUUGGAGGGAAGGCCGCCCGCGCAGUUCCGUGACAAGUGGGCGUGGCCCAAGGAGCGUGUGCCGUUUGAGCUGUGGAAGGGGGAUGGGAGCCGCGGCGGGAGGAAGGGCAUGCGCCUUGAGAGGGAGUAUGCUAAGGGUGCGCGGUUGUAAGGUGGAGAGGCGGGGAGGCGGGUUGGGGAUGGGAGAGGGGGAGGGAAAGAGAGGGAGAGAGGACGGAGGCUUGGUCUGAAGAAAGGAAAAGGAAAAGGAAAAGAAAGAAAAGAGAGGAGAGAAGAAAAGAGAGAGAAGAAAAGAGAAAGAGAAGAAAAGACGAAGAGAAAGCAGCAUAAAACUACAUACCUACCUACCUACAUACCAACCCACCCACCCACACAUACAUAUCCAACCAAACAUUGAAUCGCGCAAUUCCACCCC
Molecule: messenger RNA, 1754 nt
Organism: Aplosporella prunicola CBS 121167
Lineage: Eukaryota; Fungi; Ascomycota; Dothideomycetes; Botryosphaeriales; Aplosporellaceae
Exons: 2
Coding region: 60-1490 (476 amino acids)
Molecular function (GO): proline dehydrogenase activity; flavin adenine dinucleotide binding; L-pipecolate oxidase activity
Source: RefSeq, a predicted model, not a curated record